Molecule: messenger RNA, 1404 nt
Organism: Musa acuminata subsp. malaccensis (wild Malaysian banana)
Lineage: Eukaryota; Viridiplantae; Streptophyta; Magnoliopsida; Zingiberales; Musaceae
Product: probable lactoylglutathione lyase, chloroplastic
Cellular component (GO): cytoplasm
Molecular function (GO): metal ion binding; lactoylglutathione lyase activity
Source: RefSeq, a predicted model, not a curated record
GAGGGAGAGGGUGCGGGAACGGAAGCCCGCGAAGCGCCCUGCUGCUGCUUCUUGCUCGCGAGGGAGCGACCGGGAGCAGAGGCCUCCGCAAGGACGCAGCCGGCGGAUGGUGAGGAUUACGCCCAUGGCCUCCGCCGCCGUCGCCGCCGCCUUCCGACCACCUGUCUCCCCCUCUUUCUCCGCCUUUCGAUUGUCUCCAAACUCUCGCUUCGGUCGCUCUUCCUCCCCGUCCUCCGUCCCUCCUCGUCGGCGCGCUCCUCCCGCCCGUCUCGGCAGCGGUGUUUAUGCAGUUCUACAUCUGGAGCAGCUGUUAAAAAAAAAAGUAAAUUGUACAAUGGCCAGUGCGUUUGGAAAUACAGCAGAAACAAGCACCCCAGUUAAUCAAGAAGAGGCCUUAGAGUGGGUGAACAAGGAUAAUAGAAGGAUGCUUCAUGUUGUUUACCGUGUUGGGGAUCUGGACAAGACAAUAAAGUUCUAUACAGAGUGCCUGGGGAUGAAGUUGCUGCGGAAACGUGACAUUCCUGAGGAAAGAUACACAAAUGCUUUCCUUGGAUAUGGCCCCGAAGACUCACAUUUUGUUGUAGAGCUUACAUACAACUAUGGAGUUGACAAAUAUGAGAUUGGCACUGGUUUUGGUCACUUUGGUAUUGCAGUUGAAGACGUUGCAAAGACAGUUGAUCUUAUCAAAGCCAAGGGAGGAAAAGUUACCAGAGAACCUGGACCUGUGAAGGGUGGCAAAAGUGUAAUUGCCUUUAUUGAAGAUCCUGGUGGUUAUAAAUUUGAGCUUUUAGAACGAGGCCCUACACCAGAGCCCUUAUGUCAAGUAAUGCUUCGUGUAGGAGAUCUUGACCGUUCCAUAAAUUUCUACGAGAAGGCAUUUGGUAUGGAGCUUCUACGCAAGCGGGACAAUCCUGAAUACAAGUAUACAAUAGCAAUUAUGGGAUAUGGUCCUGAAGAUAAGAGUGCAGUGUUGGAGUUAACUUACAAUUAUGGAGUUAAAGAAUAUGAAAAAGGGAAUGCCUAUGCCCAGAUUGCAAUUGGGACAGAUGAUGUGUACAAAACUGCAGACGCUAUAAGAUUAUAUGGUGGAAAAAUAACUCGUGAACCUGGUCCGUUACCUGGCAUCAAUACCAAGAUUACUGCCUGCCUAGAUCCAGAUGGCUGGAAAACAGUCUUUGUCGACAAUAUAGAUUUUGCUAAAGAACUGGAGUAACUGAUUUGGUAGCGCCCAACGAUAAUACAAGAACAAAGUUGACCAGCUUCUAUCAUGUACCUCGGACUCGCCCUGACCAAUCGGGUAAAGAAGCCACAUCGGAAACCAGUUUGUAGAUAUGCCAUCGAUGUAGCAGUGUGUACAUGUGAGAUCAAAUUUUCUUUUCCUUUUUUCUUGUUCAGGUCGGUCUU